Messenger RNA from Lontra canadensis (Northern American river otter), 6093 nucleotides. RefSeq names its product ArfGAP with coiled-coil, ankyrin repeat and PH domains 2 (gene ACAP2). Lineage: Eukaryota; Metazoa; Chordata; Mammalia; Carnivora; Mustelidae. Gene Ontology annotation, cellular component: endosome membrane; cytoplasm. Bases 181 to 2640 code for a protein of 819 amino acids. The record is from RefSeq and is a predicted model, not a curated record. Gene Ontology annotation, molecular function: protein binding; GTPase activator activity. The transcript is spliced from 25 exons.
CCGCCGCUGCUGCCACCGUCUUCGCGGCUGCUAUGACCAGCGGGCAAGGCGCCCUCCGCAGCUCCGCGCAGCGCUAGUCGCGGCCGUGCGCCCGCCGUCGCUGUCUGGGUCCCCAGCGCAGCCGCUCCCGCGGCUCUCUCGGCUCUUCCAGCACCGCCUUCGAGGCGAGGCGGAGGCAGGAUGAAGAUGACGGUGGAUUUCGAAGAGUGUCUGAAGGACUCGCCCCGCUUCAGGGCUGCUUUGGAAGAAGUAGAAGGAGAUGUGGCAGAAUUGGAACUAAAACUUGAUAAGCUUGUGAAACUUUGUAUUGUGAUGAUUGAUACCGGAAAGGCCUUUUGUGUUGCAAAUAAACAGUUCAUGAAUGGGAUUCGAGACCUGGCACAGUAUUCUAGUAAUGAUGCUGUAGUUGAGACAAGCUUGACCAAGUUUUCUGACAGUCUUCAAGAAAUGAUAAAUUUUCACACAAUCCUAUUUGACCAAACUCAGAGAUCAAUUAAAGCACAGCUUCAGAACUUUGUUAAAGAAGAUCUUAGAAAAUUUAAAGAUGCCAAGAAGCAAUUUGAGAAAGUCAGUGAAGAAAAAGAAAAUGCACUAGUAAAAAAUGCUCAAGUACAAAGAAACAAACAGCAUGAAGUUGAAGAAGCCACGAACAUUCUGACAGCAACAAGAAAAUGUUUUCGACACAUAGCCCUCGACUACGUACUUCAGAUUAAUGUCCUUCAAUCAAAAAGGAGAUCAGAAAUCCUAAAAUCAAUGUUAUCUUUUAUGUAUGCCCAUUUGGCCUUCUUCCAUCAAGGGUAUGAUCUAUUUAGUGAACUUGGGCCCUACAUGAAGGAUCUUGGUGCACAGCUGGAUCGACUGGUUGUGGAUGCAGCAAAGGAGAAAAGAGAGAUGGAGCAAAAACAUUCUACCAUUCAGCAAAAGGCUGCAUUACAGGAUUUCUCCAGUGAUGAUUCUAAGUUAGAAUAUAAUGUAGAUGCUGCAAAUGGCAUUGUUAUGGAAGGAUAUCUAUUCAAACGAGCCAGCAAUGCCUUCAAAACUUGGAACAGGAAAAAGCCCGAUCAUAUCAGACGCUGGUUUUCAAUACAGAACAAUCAGUUGGUUUACCAGAAAAAGUUUAAGGAUAACCCCACUGUGGUAGUGGAAGAUCUCAGGCUCUGCACAGUGAAACACUGUGAAGAUAUAGAACGACGCUUCUGCUUUGAAGUAGUCUCUCCAACAAAAAGUUGUAUGCUUCAGGCAGAUUCUGAAAAGCUGCGCCAGGCAUGGAUUAAGGCUGUUCAGACCAGUAUUGCUACUGCUUAUAGAGAGAAGGGUGAUGAAUCAGAGAAGCUGGAUAAGAAAUCAUCUCCAUCCACAGGAAGCCUAGAUUCUGGAAAUGAGUCAAAAGAUAAAUUAUUGAAAGGAGAAAGUGCACUGCAGCGAGUCCAGUGUAUUCCUGGCAAUGCCAGCUGUUGUGACUGUGGUCUGGCAGAUCCACGGUGGGCCAGCAUCAACCUGGGCAUCACCCUGUGUAUCGAGUGUUCUGGGAUUCACCGGAGUCUUGGAGUUCAUUUUUCAAAAGUACGAUCUUUAACUUUAGACACAUGGGAGCCUGAGCUUUUAAAGCUUAUGUGUGAGUUGGGAAAUGAUGUUAUAAAUCGAGUUUAUGAAGCUAAAGUGGAAAAAAUGGGAAUAAAGAAACCACAACCGGGGCAAAGACAGGAGAAAGAGGCAUAUAUCAAAGCAAAAUACGUGGAGAGGAAAUUUGUGGAUAAAUAUUCUAUGUCAUCAUCACCUCCUGAGCAGGAAAAAAAGACUGUCUCCAAAAGUUCUGAAGAGAAGAGGCUGAGCAUUUCUAAACUUGGGCCCAGUGACCAAGUCAGAGUACCUCCCCAAAGUUCAGUGGUUGCUGUAAAUAGCGACGAGGCCAGGCGGGAGUCUCUGUUCUGUCCUGAUGAGCUAGAUUCACUCUUCUCCUACUUUGAUACUUCUUCAAAACUGCGUAGUAUCAAAAGUAAUGAUAGUGGAAUCCAGCAGAGCUCUGAUGAUGGAAGAGAAUCUUUACCCUCCACAGUGUCUGCCAAUAGUUUAUAUGAGACUGAGGGAGAAAGGCAAGAUUCUUCUGUGUUUCUCGACUCUAAACAUUUUAACCCCGGACUCCAGCUUUAUAGGGCUUCAUAUGAAAAAAAUCUUCCUAAAAUGGCUGAGGCUCUGGCUCAUGGUGCAGAUGUGAACUGGGCUAAUUCAGAGGAAAAUAAAGCAACACCACUUAUUCAGGCCGUAUUAGGGGGUUCUUUGGUGACCUGCGAGUUUCUCCUACAGAAUGGUGCUAACGUGAACCAGAGAGAUGUGCAGGGGCGGGGCCCACUGCACCAUGCCACUGUCUUGGGACACACAGGGCAGGUAUGUUUAUUUCUAAAACGAGGUGCCAAUCAGCAUGCCACCGAUGAAGAAGGGAAAGACCCUUUGACUAUCGCUGUGGAAGCAGCCAAUGCUGAUAUAGUGACUUUGUUACGUUUAGCAAGAAUGAAUGAAGAGAUGCGGGAAUCAGAAGGACUUUAUGGACAGCCAGGUCAAUAUUCUACUAAUAACCAUACUGAAAUGCAGUAUAAGAAAUGCAUUCAGGAAUUUAUUAGUUUACAAUUGGAAGAUUCGUAGUUCUUUAGCAAACUGACUUAAUACCCUAGAGUAUUUUGUAUAACUUACUUGUAAAUUGUGAGUUGUUAUGUAUUGUACCUACUGAAUUCUUGGGAGCUAACUCCUGAGCCUUUAAAACUCCGUAACUAUUCCUACUACAGUACACAUUUACUUGCUGUGUUCAACUUUGGCUGCUGACUUCUUUACUGCUGUACAGAUGUCUUCCAUAUACAUUCCAGUGACUUGAAUGGAAUGAUAACCUAUCUUUGUAUCUUUACAGCAGCACAAUAGUCAUUUUCAUUUUGGAAUUCUCUUUAGCUGUCAAAUGAAUAUAACAGAGUUGUUUUCUUUUUGUUAUUCAGGGAAUUUCUAUAAAUUGUGUUCAGGGAAAAAAACCAAAUCACCAUGUGUUUGGCAUAUAAAAAGGCAGUAUGGCAAAUACCUAGAAAAAGUUUACUGAAUGAGGAGUUGCAUAAUCUGAUCUAAAAAUAAGUUGUAGGUUUAAAAAUAAAAUUUAGGAGUGGUUUAAUAAGUCCAUAAAGAGAAUGGAGUUAGUUUAAAAGGUAUAAAGAAAAGGUUUCACUUUAUCGUAGUUUUGCCCCCAGCGAUCAUACAGUAUCUUUUGGAUAAAUGUAAGUAUUUAAUACAGUAUUUCAUGAACCUGAUGGCAGAGUAGCUUGUUAGAGAAACCUCAACUCAGGAUCAACUCACGUCUCAUUUUGAGUAAUUUUCACCUUUGCGUCAAGAAGUCAGGAAAAGGACGAAUGUUGCUAAUCAGAUUCCUUUUUUUUAAGGAACAUAUCCUAAUUAGACAUUCUUCACAAAGAAAAGAUUAAUAAUUGGAUCUCCAGUCUCAUGAAUUUGAGUAUAUGAAUUACUAAUUUGUUUGUUUGAAAUUCAUAUACAUAUUAGUAAAAAAUUCCAGGAAUUCAUGACCAAAAUAAUUGAGAAUAUUAGUUUCAAUAAGUAUAUUUGAUUUUUUAAAAAUGAAUAUUAAUAUAUUAUUUUUAAAGGGGCUUAGUAAUAUCAUCUAUUCUUCCUGUUUAAAUAUGUUUUGAAAUUUCAGUAUUUUAUGCUAGCUUUAGCCAUUAACUUUUACUUUAACUGGAUUAAUAUAUAAUUAAUAUAAAUAUGGGGCCAUUCUUUUCUCAGAGGACUAUAUCUACUACUUAUUGUUGGUCUAGUUUAAGAGGGAAUAAGUAAGAACUUUGAGACUAGAGGCACUUCAGCUAGUAGCUUCUAAUCUAGGGUGUCCCAUUUUAAUCCUAUGGAUCAAACAAUACUGCUGACUCACGGUGUACCAAGAUGUAAGAGUGCUGAUUAAGGGUGAAGUGUCAGCGUUAAUUCUGAAUUUCACCCAUUUGUUUUAAACUUGAAUGUUAGAUUUUAAAUAAGUUAUAAUUUUGUAACAGAAUAUACUUAAGUGAGAGUAUUACUAGGCCAUUUUUGAGGCCUUUGUGUUUAAGCACUUUAAAAAUAAAAAUUAUUCAAAGAAUAUGACCUGAUAUUUGUGAGGUUAAGAUUGAACUUCAGGAUUUUAAGUUAAAUAAUUCUUAUUCCUGAACUUUUAAACUUAAAUGUUUGGUCAGCUGUUCUUUCCUUAAGCUAUUUGCUAAUGAAGUUAUACCCAACUGAUUAGUCUUAAGGUCAGUGGUCGAUUUUCCUUUGGAGUUGGGAAGCUUGAAAGGACAGGGCCUCCAUAUUCUUGUGACUUCUAGUUCCACCCAGAUUGCUUCUGCUGCCACCAUUUAGGAGUGCUCAAAUGUCUCUCACUGUCAUUUUAUGUAUGUUUAUGAGUAAACACUUUCCUUUCCUCAGUAGAAAAAUGAAUUUUUCCAAUUUAUUUGACUGAAAAUUUGAACAAAAAAGCCUCACUUAAAAAAAUUUUUUUUUUCUGGCACUCUCAAAUUUUAGUUUAGAGGUUAAAAACAGAUCAGAAUUCUGGAGAUGGUGUAUCAGCAGAAUAAAAUGAGAGGAUAAUCUUGAUAAUAUAUUUUUAAUGCAUUUAUGGGGUCUCAUGUAAAGCAGAACAAUUUUAUAUACUUAUACAGAUGUGGUGAAAUGGCACAGCAGUUGCUCUCUGGCUACUUUUCUUUUUCUUCAUGAGUCUUUGGAGAGCAGAAAUGUUUGCUCAGGCAGUAGGUUUUUCUUUCCCUCUACUUGUCACUGCUCUUUUUCUCUCAUUAAUUUUGGUUGAUUGUUUUAUCUAGAUCCUUUUUUGUUGUUGUUCCCUAGCAAUACCUCAGAAUUGUGGGUAAUUUUAAAAUGCAGGUAUUUUCAAUCUUUGAUAAUGAAGAGCCCUAUCACUUAAAAGUCUCAGAUACAAUCUUUGGAAAUCAUGGACUUAUUUCUGAGAAACCCCACUUCUGAACCUUUUAUCUACAACCCUGAAACUCCCUGUUUUUUUGCCAGGCGCUAUAGUAGCACACAUUUCUUGAAGGGAGGAUGUAUCCCUCUUUAUCAGUUCCUACAACUCUAAAGAGGACUGGGUGAGUGAGUGAAAUACCACGCCCUGCUCUCAGUUGUUGGAAACCACUUUGGUGGUUCCCACAGUAUCUGGCUCUGUGACUCCUCUUGAUUGUUGGCAGAGUUUCUCAGCCAGCUGAAAGUUCUUGCUUUACAGAACCACUACUGGUUAUGUGACUAGGUUGCUGGCAAUGGUUGAUCACUGAUCAGUUUUCAAAGGAAGCUGUAAUCAACCCAGAAAGGGUGGGAUCAUAUACUUGAUCACCUGAAGGUGGGGUGUCAUGUGCUGCCAUCUCUUUGAGGGGAGUGCAUUUUAAGGGCAAAAUUAACAAAACCUUGGAUCAUCAUAAUUGCUGUUGCAAUGGAUAUUCUGAAUACCAAAAAUCAAAAACUAUUUUAAACUAUCAGUGGACAUAUAGCAGUGCACAUUUUAAAAACCCAGCACUGUCUGGGCAUAUAGAAAAGUUAACUAUUGGGAGAGAAAUACAAUGUGAUUAAGUAAUUUAAAGGAUAUAAUGUAGCGUUACAAAUACUGGGUGAUUAGUUGCUUACCAUUUAUAAUAAACUGUUAAAUGUACUUCUGUGAACUUUCCAGGGCAGCAUAUUCUGGGUUAUUGUUUAUGUAUUGUAGUGUAGACAAGUUAUAUUUGCCUUGGGAAAAAUUCUUAAUGAUUAAAAUUAUACUUAAAUUUUAAAGAAUCACAUUGAAGUUCAAUUUAUGUUAAUGAUAUUAAAUAUCUUAGUCACUAUUGUUAUUGUAAUGUUUGCUUUUUGAUAAUACAUUUUGAGACCUAAGAAAGGUAUUUUAUUGAUAGUCCAUUAAUUAAUGUUUUGUUAGAAACUGAACGUUAACAGGAAGUUUUGUGUGUGUGUGAAGGUGAGACUUCCUUUUGUAUUGUAUUAACUCUUAAAAUGUAUUCGUGAAACCAAUGAUUAGUGUAGCACCAACACUUUCCUUCAAGGAAGCAUUUAAUUCAGUGAAUAAAAGAUCUUAUAAUUUGUUUUGCA